This is a messenger RNA of Oncorhynchus tshawytscha (Chinook salmon), 2904 nucleotides long. Its product is annotated as glycylpeptide N-tetradecanoyltransferase 1. Bases 47 to 1522 code for a protein of 491 amino acids. Gene Ontology annotation, biological process: N-terminal peptidyl-glycine N-myristoylation. Gene Ontology annotation, molecular function: glycylpeptide N-tetradecanoyltransferase activity. Gene Ontology annotation, cellular component: cytoplasm. The transcript has 12 exons. Lineage: Eukaryota; Metazoa; Chordata; Actinopteri; Salmoniformes; Salmonidae. The record is from RefSeq and is a predicted model, not a curated record.
UGAGGAGUUGAAUGCACGCGGUGUUUCUUCACUUCCUGGUUUAAAGAUGGCGGAUGAGAAUGAGACAGCACCGAAGCCGGAGAAAGAAGAGGAAGUAGAAGAAGACCAUGGACAUUGCAGUGAUUGCGAAAAUGAAGAGCAUCACUUUGAUGAUGGUGACAAGGUCCAGGGAGAUGACAGCGGUGCCAAGAAGAAGAAAAACAAAAAGAAGAAGAAGAAGUCUGGGGCAAAUAAAGAACCUGCAGAGGAGGAUCCGCUAGGCAAGGUAGAUGUGAACUCGCUGCCUGCUGAUAAGCUGCAGGAGAUCCAAAAGGCAAUUGAACUUUUCUCUGUAGGCCAGGGCCCUGCCAAAACCAUGGAGGAGGCAAGCCGACGCAGCUACCAGUUCUGGGACACACAGCCCGUCCCCAAGCUAGGGGAGAUGGUGACAUCACAUGGUUCCAUCGAGCCUGACAAAGACAACAUCCGGGAGGAGCCCUACAGCCUUCCUCCAGGCUUCACGUGGGAUGCCUUGGACCUGGGCAAUGCCGCUGUGCUGAAGGAGCUGUACACUCUGCUCAAUGAGAACUACGUGGAGGAUGAUGACAACAUGUUCCGCUUCGACUACUCCCCAGAGUUUCUGCUCUGGGCUCUGCGCCCCCCCGGCUGGCUGCCCCAGUGGCACUGUGGGGUGAGGGUGAACUCCAACCAGAAGCUGGUGGGCUUCAUCAGUGCCAUCCCUGCCAACAUCCGCAUCUAUGACCAAGAUAAGAAGAUGGUGGAGAUCAACUUCCUGUGCGUCCACAAGAAGCUGCGCUCCAAGCGGGUAGCGCCAGUCCUGAUCCGAGAGAUUACCAGACGGGUCAACCUGAAGGGCAUCUUCCAGGCUGUCUACACCGCUGGUGUGGUACUGCCCAAACCUGUGGGCACCUGCAGGUACUGGCAUCGCUCUCUGAACCCACGCAAGCUGAUCGAGGUGAAGUUCUCUCACCUGAGCCGGAACAUGACUAUGCAACGCACCAUGAAGCUGUACCGUCUGAAUGAGUCCCCAAAGACGUCUGGCUUGCGGCCGAUGACCAGGAAGGAUGUCCCGGCCGUGCAUCGCCUGCUCCUGGAGUACCUGAGCCAGUUCCACCUGGCCCCUGUCAUGAGCCCCGAGGAGGUGGAGCACUGGCUGCUGCCCCAGGAGAGCAUCAUCGACACCUACCUGGUCGUAACCUCUGGGGGCAAGGUGACGGACUUCCUGAGCUUCUACACGCUCCCCUCUACUAUCAUGAACCAUCCAGUGCACCGCAGCCUCAAGGCAGCCUACUCCUUCUACAACGUGCACACCACCACCACCCUGCUGGACCUGAUGUCUGACGCACUCAUUCUGGCCAAGUCGAAAGGGUUUGACGUUUUCAAUGCACUGGACCUGAUGGAGAAUAAGACUUUCCUUGAGAAGCUCAAGUUUGGCAUCGGAGAUGGGAAUCUACAGUAUUAUCUGUACAAUUGGAAGUGUCCUAGCAUGGGAUCAGAGAAGGUUGGCUUAGUACUACAGUGACAUCCAACCCCUCCCACCCCCACUGAGCGUCACAGUUAGGCCAGGAGACCACAAAACGCACUGACCACCUGACAGAUGGACCGAUGGACUUCCUGCUUCAGGAAAGAGAACCCACUGCCCAUUUUUACUUCUUGACCUUUGAACUUUGACCUGCACUACCGCUGCCAGGCAGGGAGUCGGGGGAGUUGGUCCUUCUCCAUGCUCUCUCUCUCUCCCUCCCAUAACAUGGACCUUAAGCCAUUUUAGUUACCAUCCCAACUGAAGUCUGUCAUGAUUGUACUAGAUAUCUUAUACACACACUGCACAAUUCGCCAAAUAACACACAUGUGUAACUACACAACAUACAUGUACAGUAAGACAGACAUGACAGGAAAAUUAUACUAACACAUACUGACCCAGGGGUAGGCAACUCCAGUCCUUCGGGCCUGAUUGGUGUCACAUUUUUUCUUCAUCCCUAGCAAACACAGCUGAUUGAAUCAAAUUGCAUUCUAAACUGAAAAUCGUGAUUAUUGGAGUCCGGUGUGUUAGCUGUGGCUGGGGCAAAACUGGGACACCAAGCAGGCCCUCGACUGGAAUUGCCCACCCCUGCACUAGACGCUAACAUUUUAUAUUCCUUCAUGUGUGCAAUGCGCUUUUUCAAAAGAAAUCUCUCAUCAUCCCAGAAGUACAGUGUUAGAGAGAAAAAAAUCAAAACAAUCAAAAACAUUUAAAAAGGAAGAAGAACAAAAAAAAAAAAAGAUAAGGUCAUUAAUAUCCAACGUGGACACAAGACAAGGGCUUCUGUCAAUGUUUUUCUUCUUUUGCUAUUGUGCUAUAGCGUUCUAGACUUGACUCUGUACACAGCUGACCGAGGGGUAAAUGAGGGGUUUUGUCCUUCAUCUUUUUCUUUUAUAUAUAUAUAUAUAUUUUUUUUUUGUCCCAUCUUUACUAACUGUCAUGACCCAUUCAGAAGCCCUGUUCAGAAGAAAAUACAACAAUGACCGUAUAAAUGGAACAGCUUUCAACAAGAACUUAACAAAGUGGAGUAGUUCGGACUGUUAUUUUUAAAGUUCUUUUUUUGAAAGCUGCGGCCGGGAGAGCAGUUAUUUGGAGUAGGGAAAUGGUUGGGUGGGGGCUGCUGAGACGGGGCACGGAAGGGACUGGAUACUGUUUGUGGGUAGAACACCUCUGAAAUUGAGAAUUAAAACUGUCAAGGAUUUGGGGACCUGGGCCGGGGAGGGGGCUGGGUAACACCCCAAGUAAACCUAUUUGUUUUUAUGUAGAGUGUUGGAUGGGAUGCAAACCGAAAUGAAUAACUGGUCUCAUGGUUUUAUGAUGCAGGAAAACAAAUGUGAAGAUGCAGGGGGAUUUUUGUGCAAAAUAAAAUAUAGAAGUUGCUGUGA